AACGGACGAUACAGACGAGCGAAUGCAGCUCGUCGACAACGACACCUUCCUGAGUCAUUUGGGCUCGCUAUUCGAGUCCUCGAAGGAAAAGGGAUCGAUAUGGCUCACCCAUAAACGACUCACGCAUGAUGGCGAGGACGCUACGAUGCAUUCUGUGGAUGAAGACAAGGAGUAUCCCUGUCUCAUCCGUCUGACGAACGGGAAGGAUGUCAACUAUUCUACACAUAUCUCCUCCACGUCCCUCCCCAAAUUUCACUCCCUCUACGGCUCCCUCCUCAAAUCCCAUCUAAACCCUCUCUUACGCAAACGCGACAAAAAGCGGGAAAAGCAACGCGCGGAAGAGAUCACUGCGAGGAAGAAGAAACUCAAUGAGCCCGUGGUUGUGGAAGGACCGAAGAGGGGUGCGGGGAGGAAGAAGAGGCAGCGGAAGAUGAAGGCAGCUGUUCGGCAGGAAGAGGCGAAGAGGAGGAUAGAAGAGAGAGAAGCUGAGAAGAAGAAGUGAGGAUGGAGUGGCUGAAGGUGGGUAUCUACGGUGUACUAAGGACGGACUGACCAAGUAAAAUUCAUGGAAAUGGAAUGAAUACUUCUG
This is a messenger RNA of Stereum hirsutum FP-91666 SS1, 589 nucleotides long. RefSeq names its product signal recognition particle SRP9/SRP14 subunit. The record is from RefSeq and is a predicted model, not a curated record. Bases 23 to 502 code for a protein of 159 amino acids. Gene Ontology annotation, cellular component: signal recognition particle, endoplasmic reticulum targeting. The transcript is spliced from 4 exons. Lineage: Eukaryota; Fungi; Basidiomycota; Agaricomycetes; Russulales; Stereaceae. Gene Ontology annotation, biological process: SRP-dependent cotranslational protein targeting to membrane. Gene Ontology annotation, molecular function: 7S RNA binding; endoplasmic reticulum signal sequence receptor activity.